This is a messenger RNA of Solea solea (common sole), 1219 nucleotides long. RefSeq names its product Mediator of RNA polymerase II transcription subunit 30-like. The transcript has 5 exons. Gene Ontology annotation, molecular function: transcription coregulator activity. The coding region runs from base 196 to 780 and encodes 194 amino acids. Gene Ontology annotation, biological process: positive regulation of DNA-templated transcription. The record is from RefSeq and is a predicted model, not a curated record. NCBI's taxonomy places the organism in Eukaryota, Metazoa, Chordata, Actinopteri, Pleuronectiformes, Soleidae. Gene Ontology annotation, cellular component: mediator complex.
CCAGGAAGUGGCGUAAUGAAAGCAAGCGUUGAGGCGCUGAGACGUUUGAGACACAAAUGAGUGGACAGGGGGACUCAUUAUGUCUCAUUUAAAGACUUAAAGAGGCAAACUGUGUUUUCGCAACUGUCGGAGCGACUCAGUGAUAUCCACACAACACCCAGUCGAAUCACUUUGUUGAAAUAGAUUUGUGUCGUGAUGGCAGCUCCCUUACCCCAGAAGCCGGGGAUGACGGGGUUGCCCCCUCAGCAGCAACAGCAGCAGCAGCAGCCUCACCUGCCCCCCAGCACCGCUGCUGCUCAGGGUCAACUGCCUAUGCCCCCUCAAGGAGCUCUGAGAGAAAUCUCCCCAGUGUUCCUCUGUCGUAUCGGACAGGAAACUGUACAGGACAUUGUUACUCGCACCAUGGAGAUCUUCCAGAUCACACGAGCCACACAACUUCCUAAUGGUGUGACUCAGAGCCAGGCCAUGUACCAGGACCGCUUUGGGAAGCUCCAGGAACACCUCCGACAGCUCGCGCUGCUCUUCAGAAAGCUGCGGCUACUGUACGAACGCUGUGUGGAGAUGACCUCUGACCUGCAGGAGAGCCCGCCAGAGCUUGUUCCAUAUGUCGGAGAGGACCUGGUUUCUGUCAGAGUGGAGUCCUGCAGUUCGUCUGUUGUCCAGGAGAGGCAACAAGUACUUGAGAAGGUGCGUCAGAAGAACCAGGAGAUGAAGGUUCUGAUGGAUCAGAUGAGGAACCUGCUUUGGGACGUCAACGCCAUGCUGACACUCAGGAAAUGACUCAUCAUCAGAGUCCACUCUCCUGACCUCCUCCAACGUGAGUACAGACUGUAACAGCAAACCCCAGGAGAAAUAAUAAAGGAGUUUCUGUUGGAUGCUGUCGGACAUUCCACUCAGCGGCUCCUCCUUUGGAUCGAAACUGACACAUUACUCACAUCUUGUCCCACAAUCGUUUGUUACAUUGAACCUGUUAAAGGGAAAUUACAUAGGAGAAGGCGUACAUGAGAGGUAAAUAAGAAUAAGCAUGUUUCAACUCGAUGCACUCCACCUUUGUUUUUGUACAAAUUAGCCGACAACCUGUUUUGUGACUGCCAAGUUUUUUGUUUUUUUUUCUACUGUUUAUUCAAACAAGUUAUAGUCCUGUGUAUUCACACUAUUUAAAUAAUGGGUCGAAACUUGUGUUGCCUCAGGUAAAAAGUAAAAAAAAAAAAAAGUAAAA